Aphanomyces astaci is the source of this 1215-nucleotide messenger RNA. RefSeq lists its product as hypothetical. Bases 22 to 393 code for a protein of 123 amino acids. The transcript has 2 exons. NCBI's taxonomy places the organism in Eukaryota, Oomycota, Saprolegniomycetes, Saprolegniales, Verrucalvaceae. The record is from RefSeq and is a predicted model, not a curated record.
UUUGCACUUUUCAAGGCCGUGAUGGUCGACAUCGCCAACAGCACGGAUGGGCAAUGCUCUCCACGGAAGAAGCUCAUGCAAGCCCAGCUGAGGGAUCGGGAGCUGCGGGAAGAAGACAAGGAGUCGACGAGUGACCUACCUGGCGCCAAAGGAUCAAAGGAUAACGACGACAUGGACAAAGAUGAAGUCGUCCCAGUUUUGAACCAGAAGCCUUCGUUUGGCACGACCGUGUUAAGCACCCACGAGCAGAUACAGCUACACAUAUCCCUUCCAAAUCACGCGGGCGCCACGCCAAGGUUGGCACGCAAAGUGUCCGAGAACUACAUUCGCGGGGUUCUGGGAGAAGCCCAAGCCAAAGCGACUGUGCGAGAGUCGCAGGAAGCGUGUAAAUAGCCUUAAACGACACAAUUUGCCACAUAAAAUAUCAUUACUGCGCCUUCUUGGCGGCGUCUAGAUCGGUCUCGAGGGGCUUCAUGGUCACUUUGCCAAAGUUCCAGCAUAGAAGCAUCGACACGGCACCGAUGCCGCCCCAUUUCAGGAUGUUCGAGAUCGAUCCUACGUGCGCAGCCAAGAUCCACGUCUCUUUCUGCAUCGACUUGUUCGGUUCGAACGUUUGCGCCGUGUAGAUAUGCGCGGCAUUUUCGAACGUGUCGAAGAUCGCGGCUAGGAAGGGCAGGUAGAUGAUCAACGGCUCGUGGGGCCCGAGGCGGCGGUGGACGAGUAGGAGGAGCAGCGUCAAGAAGUGAACGUCUGUGACAUUGAGCAGAUGAGUGAGGUCAUGGCGAUAAGAGAUGGCAAGUAUACAUGUUGGAAUGAACACAAACAAGUCCACGAGUUCAAAGUACACGUAUUGCUGGCGCACGGCAGGACCCAUCCAUGCAUACAGCUCAAAUAGGUCUUGCGCGUCGUAGCCAUACCUAAGACAACAGUUAGCAUGGGCCUCUGAAGAUGGCAUCCUGGUCACCGAGCAUCGGGUAUCGGCAAGAUGGCGGUUGUUGCGAGGUUAUGGUCGAGUGCUGGGCCAUACACGUUGGUAGCAAGGAGCACCUGCAGGAACACAAACACUGCGACUUGGGCUGUGGCGAGGACUCUGAUGCGGAACGUUGACUUGCUCACAUACUCGACAAAGUUGGCCGCCGACUCCAUGAUGCUCCCCAUGGUUCGUGGAGAAAUCCGAACAAUUCUGAGGCGUCAACCUACUAACUUACAUUUUAG